UUUGGUUUCUUGGAUUGAUAGAGAAAAUGUCUGGUAAGAUGAAGGCUGCAGUUGUAAAGGAGUUUGGGAAACCUCUAAGUAUAGAGUCUGUGGAUAUUCCUUCACCUGGUCCUUCACAAAUACUUAUAAAGGUCAUCUCCAGUGGCGUUUGUCACACUGACUUGCACGCAGCUGAAGGGGAUUGGCCUGUGAAGCCUAGACUACCUCUGAUUCCUGGGCACGAGGUUGUAGGAAAAAUUGUCCAAGUCGGUUCUCAAGUUGAUUUUCUAAAGAAAGGAGAUACUGUUGGUAUUCCUUGGCUGUUUCAUGCGUGUGGUCGCUGUGAAUAUUGUAUUGAUGGAAUAGAAACUUUAUGUCCUUCUCAGUUGGAUACUGGAUACUUUGUCAAUGGAGGCUAUGCAGAGUACGCAGUAGCUGAAGCUAAUUAUGUUGCACGUGUUCCAGAAGGUGUAGAUAUCUAUGGCAUAGCUCCUAUCUUUUGCGCUGGAGUUACAGUAUACAAAGGAUUGAAGGAAACUCAAGUAAAACCUGGACAGUGGAUAGUGAUAAGUGGAGUUGGUGGACUUGGACAUGUUGCUAUUCAAUAUGCUAAAGCCAUGGGUAUGCAUGUAGCAGUAGUUGAUAUUGCCGAUGAGAAAUUAGAGUUGGCUGGAAAGUUGGGUGCGGAAGUAAAAGUGAAUGCAUCGAAGCAAGAUCCAGUUGAAGCGAUACAACGUUCUACUGGAGGUGCACAUGGUGUUUUGAUUGCAGCAGCUUCUAUGAAAGCAUAUGAACAAGCUAUUGGUAUGAUUCGUCGUCGGGGAGUGAUUGUUUGUAAUGGGUUGCCUCCUGGAACUUUUCCAUUAUCUGUAUUUGAAGUUGUAUUAAAAGGAGCAACUGUAAAAGGCUCCAUUGUUGGCACUCGGAAAGAUUUGCAAGAAGCCAUUGCCUUUGCUGCUGAAGGGAAAGUGAAGGUGCAUUACCGUAAAGAAUCACUUGAGAACAUUAACAAAGUUUUAGAGCAAAUGAAGCAAGGAAAAAUAGAAGGAAGAGUAGUCUUGGCAAUGGAGUAGUUGAGUAUAUUAUUGUCUCUCUUUGUGUGUAUGUGUGUGUGUUUUGGUAUUUUAUGAAUAAAAUCUUUCAUCUUCGAUGGGAAAAUGAUUUGUUGAAAA
Galdieria sulphuraria is the source of this 1151-nucleotide messenger RNA. RefSeq names its product alcohol dehydrogenase. The transcript has a single exon. Gene Ontology annotation, molecular function: oxidoreductase activity; zinc ion binding. The record is from RefSeq and is a predicted model, not a curated record. Lineage: Eukaryota; Rhodophyta; Bangiophyceae; Galdieriales; Galdieriaceae. Bases 27 to 1052 code for a protein of 341 amino acids.